ACACGCUCAUGGCAUUCAUGCUGUUCACACGCUCAUGGCAUUCAUGCUGUUCACACGCUCAUGGCAUUCAUGCUGUUCACACGCUCAGGGCUUUCCAUACUGUACAGGCACUCACGGCAUUUACACUGUCCAUACGCUCACAGCAGUCAUACGGUUCACACGCUCAUGGCUUUCUUUUCACUCAUGGCUUGUAUAGUGUCCAUAGGCUCGUGGCGUUAUACUGUUCAUACGCUCGCAGCAUUUCACACGAUUCACACGCUCAAUUGCUUAUACCGUCCUCACGUUUAUGGCAUUUAUACUGUGUAUACGCUCUUGGCUUACUGUACACACAAUCAUAACAUUUCGUGCUCUUGACAUUCAAACUAUCAAGUCUCUUAUACCGCAUGCAUCCAUACUGUUCUACCGGACAUCCAUACUGUUAUGUUCAGGGCUUCUACACUGUUUCAUGCUGUUCAUACAUGGCAUUCACACCGUUCUUACAUUCAUGACAUUCCAUGUACAUGCUGUGGAACACCCACUGGGCGGGCGCGCGCACAUAGUAUUCCUGCUGUUCUACGCUUAUGCCACUGCUAUUGCUCGCUCCGUUAUGGCAUUCAUGCUGUGCGUAUGCUCAAGAUUUUUUACAGUCUGUAUGUCAUGGCUAUACGUUGUUAGGUGCUCAUGGUAUUCAUUCACUCAAGGAACAUACUGUCGAUAUGAUGGUGGCAUUCAUACUGGUCGUGAGACAUAGUAGUUAUACUGUCGUUACGCUCGUGCCAGUUAUACUCUGCAUAGGCCUAUGGCAUUCAUUCUCCUCAUACGUCCCUGGCAUUCAUACCGAUUGCAUGCUUAUAGUGUUCAUACUGUUCGGGUUUCACACGCUCGGGGCUUCAGACGGUUCACACACAGUUUAUACUGGUUCAUAUGUUGUGGCGUUACGGUCUUCACGCUCAUGGCAUUCAUACUGUCCAUUGCCCAUGGUAUUAUACUGUGGUACGUUCAUAGCUUUCACACUGCCAUUCGCUCGUGGCAUUUGUACUGGGAAUUUGUUGACUUUAUACCAUUCCCGCGCUCAUAGCAUGUACACUGUUCACACGUUCUUGGCAUCACACGGCUCACACGCUCUUUUGUUCACACGUUCAUUGUAUUAUAUGGCACAUGCAUCCUUGGCGUUGGUGCUACGCACGCGCUCCUGGCUUUGUGUUUCAUGCCCAUGGCAGUGGUGCUGCAUGUGUGCUCGUGGCGUCGGUGCUGUUCGGGUGCUCACACGCUCAUAGUAGUACUAUGCACAGUGAUCGGCAUCUAUGCUCUGUAUACUUUCACAUAAUCAUUAGGUAAAUGUGCUCGUUGAAUACGGCUCAUACACUCAUAGUCAUACCUUGCACACGCCACAGCACUUACACGGUACACACGGUCAUAGCUUAUACGGUACUUCACGCAUCUCGGUACACAUGUCCAUAGCGUUACAUGGUACAUACCCUCAUAGCAUGCUGUGUUAUACAUUUGUAGUAUUCACGUUAUGUAACCACACAGCAUUCUCUCAGGGCAUACAUACUUAGAUAUAAUACAAUAAUGUAAGUUCGAUUGCAGCAUGAUACACAGGUCAUUAGCUUGCAUCAGUUCGGUUCGGUUACACACAGAUGACGAUGCUAGAAUUUACAGGCAUACUCCUGACUGUUCCGUCACAUCGUUACAUUUAACAAUACACUCUCACUACUAUAGCCGUCACCCUGCGCGGGUGUUAGACGUUGUAAGCACGCACGUGUCUUCCACACAUCUGUUAGUUCACCGCAAGUUCCGAAUACAACCACUUUCUAAUGGUGUGAUGUACGCCACCAAGACAGUCUCACUCAUUGCCACCACACAGUUAGUAUCACGGGUAUACGCCACCACGCGGUUAUACUGGUUUUCCGUAGCUGAUAGGUCAUACAGGUUACUGGAGUAGUUGCUCCCUGGUAGUCACCAAGUAAGUAUCACGAUUACAUGUUAGCACUACACGCUGGCAUCUGAUAGUCAGCCUCUUCAAUAAGUUGUCGCAGACACGUCUCAAGCAAUAACAUCAUGACACAUAAGCGGUUUCUCAACAUACGAAACACCUUCUGAGCAACAUCAUCUCGACAGACAGGUGAUUGUUACCAAUUAUGCCUGCCACGUCCGCAGGGUUCGGUAUCACACAGUUAGUUGCUACUGACACGUCUUCAGAGCAAGAACUAUACGACACAGGUGGUUGGUUUACCUGUUAUGCCUGCUACGUCUGCAGGGGUCGUUAUGACAUAAAUAAUUGCUACUCACACAUAUUCAGAGCAAUAACUAUACGACACAUAGGUGGUGGUUUACCCGCUAUGCCUUCCACGUCUGCAGGGGGAGGCACUACACAAGUUAUUGUUACUGACACAUCUCAGAGCAAUACUAUUUCGACACGUAGGUGGUUGUUUACCCGUUAUGCCUGCCACAUCUGCAGGGGGAGGCACCAUUCAGGUUAUUGUUACUGACUCCUCUUCAGAGCAAUAACAUUACGACACAAAGGUGGUUGCUUACCCUUUAUGCCUGCCACGUCUGCAGGGGGAGGCACCACGCAGGUUAUUGCUACUGACACAUCUUCAGAGCAAUAACUAUACGACACAUAGCUGGUGGUUUACCCGCUAUGCCUGCCACGUCUGCAGGGGGAGGCACUACACAAGUUAUUGUUACUGACACAUCUUCAGAGCAAUAAUGUUUCGACACAUAGGUGGUUGUUUACCCGUUAUGCCUGCCACGUCUGCAGGGGGAGGCACCAUGCAGGUUAUUGUUACUGACUCAUCUUCAGAGCAAUAACAUCUCGAGUCAUAGGCUGUUGUAUACCCGAUAUACCUGCCACGUCUGCAGAGGGAUGCACCAUGUAAUCGUUGCUACAGACACGUCUUCAGAGCAACAUCAUCACGCUUCACAGGCUGUUGUAUACCCGUUCUACCUGCCACGUCUGCAGGGGAGGGCACUGCGCAAUUGUUAUUACGAACAUGUCUUCCAAGCAACUACAUCACGACACGUAGGUGCUUGUGUACGCUUCAUACCUGCCACGCCUGCAGGAGCAUACACUGUGAAGGUAUUGUCACGGACACGUUGUUUUCACAGAAAUAAUUUCAUGACACACAGGUGGUUGCAAAGAACGGAAAUAUAAUAAAUCAGAUGAAAUUAAAAAGCCUCAGGUCCAUAGUCCCAAUGGUUGCGCAGGAUCUGACACAUCCAUAGUCACGAUGGUACGCGGGAUCUGUUAAGUCCGCAGGCAUGAUGGUUCACGUAUAGAACCCUAGCGUCCAUGGGCAUGUAGGUUGCACGGGGACUGGUCAUGUCUACGGGCAUGUUGGCCAUGUAAGGGUCGGUAAAUCGCAGCGGGGCGUCACUCCCAAGAUCACUGAGUAGGCAGCUUAUCAGUUGAAGGUGUGGUUUAGUCAGGCAAGUUGCCUAUUCGAGGGUAGUUGACUACAAGAGAUAUGGCUCCACAAGGUUAUCAUCCCCAGGUCAGUCAGGUAGCAUGCUGUGUCAUUUUCUAACAGUUUAUUUUUGCCCCCUUUUAUUCCUACCAGGUUCAUUUUUGCCCACUAAAGGCGUGCCCUCCGUCGCGGUCAUUGGGCACAAAUCUGACCGUUAGGUUUAGUGUAAUGUUUCCAUAAAGCUGUUCCAGUUGUCUGCUCUUCUCCUGAAUGAUCCCCAAGUAUGGACAAGGACAGGAAUGAGAUGAGUAAGAGUAUAUUACACCUUACCUUGGAGAUCCUCCACCUGCUGACCGGAGAGGAUUACACCAUAGUGAAGAAGACAUGGGGGGAGUGUGUGGCCCCCAGCAGCCAUCUCCAUGAGUCAGAAGGAUGGAGCAGGGCCCGGGGCCCCAUCACGGAGCCUUCACCUCACUCACUGAUAGAUGAGGAGAAGAUCUUAGAACUCACCCACAGGAUCACUGAGCUGCUGACUGGAGAGGUUCCUAUAAGGUGUCAGGAUGUGGCGGUCUAUUUCUCCAUGGAGGAGUGGGAGUAUGUAGAAGGACACAAGGAUCUGUACCAGGACAUAGUCAUGAUGGAGGAUCACCGGCCCCUCACAUCACAAGAUGGAGUCAUUGAUAGAAAUUCACCCGAGAGGUGUCCCCGCCCUCUGUAUUCCCAGGACUGUCCAGAGGGAAAUGUCACAGAGAAGAAUCAGGGGGGAGAUCUGACUAUUAUUAAAGUGGAGGAUGAAGAAGAGAGGAUGAGGAGCCAUCACCCUGUGAGGGAAGUGAAGGUGGAAAUGCCAGGAGGUGUUACCCCAGGAAAUCCCAGUAAGAAUUCUGAGGUAAACGUCAUGUUAUUUGUGAGUGAUAAAGAAGAAGAUGGAGAGAUCAUGGAGCGCUACUCGGGAGAAGAUGGAGAGAUCAUGGAGCGCUACUCUGGAGAAGAUGGAGAGAUCAUGGAGCGCUACUCUGGAGAAGAUGGAGAGAUCAUGGAGCGCUUCUCUGGAGAAGAUGGAGAGAUCAUGGAGCGCUCCUCAAUAGAAGACCUCCUUACCCCUAAUGUCCAUCCAGAUCUAUCCUAUAAUAAUCCCCCUGAUCAUGGGGAACCUUCUCCUCACCACUCACACAUUGCAACCACAAGUAGAGGGCAGAAAUGGGUAAAAAUUAUUCAACAUGAUGAACAUGGAAAAAAAUUGUCAAAAAUAUUACAUCUUACACACACAGGAAAUGACAUAGGAGAGAAGCCGUAUUCAUGUUCAGAAUGUGGGAAAUGCUUUAUAUAUAAAUCAUAUCUUGUUAGACAUGAGAGAAGCCACACAGGAGAAAAGCCGUAUUCAUGUUCAGAAUGUGGGAAAUGCUUUCCACAUAAAUCUAAUCUUGUUAAACAUGAAAGAAUUCACACAGGAGAGAAACCAUAUUCGUGUUCAGAAUGUGGAAAAUGCUUCAUUAAUAAAUCACAGCUUGUUAUACAUGAAAGUAGUCACACGGGAGUGAAGCUUUAUUCAUGUUCAGAAUGUGGGAAAUGUUUUAAGUAUAAAUCAUGUCUUGUUACACAUGAGAGAAGUCAUACAGGAGAGAAGCCAUAUUCAUGUUUAGACUGUGGGAAAUGUUUCUCAGAUAAACCAAGUCUUGUUAGACAUGAAAGAAUUCAUAAAGGAGAGAAGCCAUAUUCAUGUUCCGAAUGUGGCAAAUGCUUUACACAAAAAUCUAAUCUUGUGUUACAUGAAAGAAUUCACACAGGAGAGAAGCCAUACCUAUGUCCAGAAUGUGGCAAAUGCUUUAUAAAUAAAUCACAUCUUGUUAUACAUUUAAGAAUUCAUGCAGGAGAGAAGCCAUAUUCAUGUUUAGAAUGUGGGAAAUGUUUUACAGAUAAACCAAGUCUUGUUAGACAUGAGAGAAGUCACACAGGAGAAAAACCCUAUUCAUGUCCAGAAUGUGGAAAAUGUUUUGUAAAUAAAUCACAACUUGUUAAACAUGAGAGAAUUCACACUGGAGAGAAACCAUAUACAUGUUCAGAAUGUGGGAAAUGUUUUAUAGAUAAACAAAGUCUUGUUAGACAUGAGAGAAUCCACACAGGAGUGAAGCCAUAUUCGUGUUCAGAAUGUGACAAAUGCUUUACAAAUAAAUCGCAGCUUCUUACACAUAAUAGGAUUCACACAGGAGAGAAGCCAUAUUCAUGUUCAGAAUGUGGGAAAUGUUUCAUUACUAAGGUCAAACUAAGGAAUCACGAGAGAAGUCAUACAGGGGAAAAGCCACUUUGAUGUUCAAUAUACUGAGAUUGUUUUGCAAGAAAGUCAGGUAACUCUUUAGAGAAUUCACAUAAAGAAACACUGGCCCACAAGGACUAUACCUGCAUUUUGGCAUCAUAUGUGCUGAAAUAAUGGUGCAGUAAAUUAAAUAGUGACCCUUAUUAUCAUGAGCAUGCCGGAAAGCCACAAGCGACACUUUUUAUUUUCACACAAGGGACGAGGCAAUGAUCUGUCGGUGUUUGAGUCAGAUUUAAUGAUAACCCUUAAACCCUCAGAUAUUGGCUAAACCUGUUGAUGUACAUGAAAUUGUCCUAUGUUGCCAGUCAUGUGACCUACUUAAUGUUACAGAUAAACUUUGACUACAGAGCAACCACUGGGCAUGUAUUUUAAAUUUGUUGGCAAUAAAGAUGUAUGAAUGUUUUUUCUAA
This is a messenger RNA of Hyla sarda, 6113 nucleotides long. Its product is annotated as oocyte zinc finger protein XlCOF22-like. The coding region runs from base 3673 to 5697 and encodes 674 amino acids. The record is from RefSeq and is a predicted model, not a curated record. The transcript has 7 exons. Lineage: Eukaryota; Metazoa; Chordata; Amphibia; Anura; Hylidae. Gene Ontology annotation, biological process: regulation of DNA-templated transcription.